CGGUAGAGAGGGCGGGGCGGACGCCUAGCGAUUGUUGCGCAACUGGCAGCUAGCGGAAGGACCUCUCUGUCCUGGUCCCCUGAGGCGUCAAGAGGGAACCGCGACCGGGAGGCCGGGCUGCUCCGGAGAGAAGGCAGCGGCGGUCUGAACCCCUAGAGCUUAUAGCUUCAUUGCACCAUGUGUGGCAUUUGGGCCCUGUUUGGCAGUGACGACUGCCUUUCUGUUCAGUGUCUGAGCGCUAUGAAGGUUGCACACAGAGGGCCAGAUGCAUUCCGUUUUGAGAAUGUCAAUGGAUACACCAACUGCUGCUUUGGAUUUCACCGGUUGGCAGUAGUUGACCCGCUGUUUGGAAUGCAGCCAAUUCGAUUGAAGAAAUAUCCGUAUUUGUGGCUCUGUUACAAUGGUGAAAUCUACAACUAUAAGAAGAUGCAACAGCAUUUUGAAUUUGAAUACCAGACCAAAGUGGAUGGUGAGAUAAUCCUUCAUCUUUAUGACAAAGGAGGAAUUGAGCAAACAAUUUGUAUGUUGGAUGGUGUGUUUGCAUUUGUUUUACUGGAUACUGCCAAUAAGAAAGUGUUCCUGGGCAGAGAUACAUAUGGAGUCAGACCUUUGUUUAAAGCAAUGACAGAAGAUGGAUUUUUGGCUGUAUGUUCAGAAGCUAAAGGUCUUGUUACAUUGAAACACUCUACGACUCCCUUUUUAAAAGUGGAGCCUUUUCUUCCUGGACACUACGAAGUUUUGGAUUUAAAGCCAAAUGGCAAAGUUGCAUCUGUGGAAAUGGUUAAAUAUCAUCACUGUCGGGAUGAACCGCUGCACGCCCUCUAUGACAAUGUGGACAAACUCUUUCCAGGUUUUGAGAUAGAAACUGUGAAGAACAACCUCAGGAUCCUUUUUAAUAAUGCUGUAAAGAAACGUUUGAUGACAGACAGAAGGAUUGGCUGCCUUUUAUCAGGGGGCUUGGACUCCAGCUUGGUUGCUGCCACCCUGUUGAAGCAGCUGAAAGAGGCCCAAAUACAGUAUCCUCUCCAGACAUUUGCAAUUGGCAUGGAAGACAGCCCCGAUUUACUGGCUGCUAGAAAGGUGGCAAAUCAUAUCGGAAGUGAACAUUAUGAAGUCCUUUUUAACUCUGAGGAAGGCAUUCAGGCUCUGGAUGAAGUCAUAUUUUCCUUGGAAACUUAUGAUAUUACAACAGUUCGUGCUUCAGUAGGUAUGUAUUUAAUUUCCAAGUAUAUUCGGAAGAACACAGAUAACGUGGUGAUCUUCUCUGGAGAAGGAUCAGAUGAACUUACACAGGGCUACAUAUAUUUUCACAAGGCUCCUUCUCCUGAAGAAGCUGAGGAGGAGAGCGAGAGGCUUCUGAGGGAACUCUAUUUGUUUGAUGUGCUCCGCGCAGAUCGAACUACUGCUGCCCACGGCCUUGAACUGAGAGUCCCAUUUCUAGAUCAUAGAUUUUCUUCCUAUUACUUGUCUCUGCCACCAGAAAUGAGAACUCCAAAGAAUGGGAUAGAAAAACAUCUCCUGAGAGAGACGUUUGAGGAGUCCAAUCUGAUACCCAAAGAGAUUCUCUGGCGACCAAAAGAAGCCUUCAGUGAUGGAAUAACUUCAGUUAAGAAUUCCUGGUUUAAGAUUUUACAGGAAUAUGUUGAACAUCAGGUUGAUGAUGCAAUGAUGGCAAAUGCAGCCCAGAAAUUUCCCUUCAAUACUCCUAAAACCAAAGAAGGAUAUUACUACCGUCAAAUCUUUGAACGCCAUUACCCAGGCCGGGCUGACUGGCUGAGCCAUUACUGGAUGCCCAAGUGGAUCAAUGCCACUGACCCUUCUGCCCGCACACUGACCCACUACAAGUCAGCUACCAAAGCUUAGGUGCUCUUUGUGCUGUAAUGUGAAAGCAAAUAUUUCUUCUUGUUGUAUGGGGACUAUGGGGAGAUAGGGGAACAAGGAGAGUCAACUCAGGCUAACUUGGGUGUGAAAAAAAUAAAAGUCCUAAAUCUAAAA
Molecule: messenger RNA, 1995 nt
Organism: Piliocolobus tephrosceles (Ugandan red Colobus)
Lineage: Eukaryota; Metazoa; Chordata; Mammalia; Primates; Cercopithecidae
Gene: ASNS
Product: asparagine synthetase (glutamine-hydrolyzing)
Exons: 12
Coding region: 178-1863 (561 amino acids)
Cellular component (GO): cytosol
Molecular function (GO): asparagine synthase (glutamine-hydrolyzing) activity
Source: RefSeq, a predicted model, not a curated record